Molecule: messenger RNA, 1473 nt
Organism: Colletotrichum aenigma
Lineage: Eukaryota; Fungi; Ascomycota; Sordariomycetes; Glomerellales; Glomerellaceae
Exons: 3
Coding region: 1-1473 (490 amino acids)
Source: RefSeq, a predicted model, not a curated record
AUGGUGUUUGGGUCUCUCCUCGGCGCCCCUGACUCUAUGUCGCGUGGAAAACCUGUCGGCUGCAAGAAGAAGAACAAGAACGGAUGCCGCGAUGUUAAGCCAGUCCCCGAUCCCACGACGAAGCCAGACCAGCCCACGGUCAAGCCUACCGACAAGCCGCAGCCUACAACGACACCAAAGCCCGUGACGACACCGAAGCCGGAGACAACAUCAGCGCAUACAACAUCCUCGCCUGCCUCAUCCACGACUGAAGCCGGCGCCGGAUGUGCCUACUGCGGCGAGUUCGGAAAGACAAAGGCAGCUCGUGAUGAGAAGUAUCAACUCAUGUACGCCCGUGCGGGCAACUCUGCCGAUGCCCCGGCCUGCGUCGUACCUCCUGCAGACGGAUCGAUAACCAAGAGAAGCCUUUUUGGUUUUCUCCCAGACCAACUGUCGUCGCGAUCAUUGCUUUUGAAAGGACGUGGCCUUGCCGAGAAGGACACCAAGUUCGAUGGGUUUUUGCUCGGCGGUACGUACGAGGUAACGUUAUCCAUGGGAAAGUAUAUGCAGGGAGCCGAUGCCGAAAAGAUUCCGGAAAUCAGCAAGUUUUGGGCGUACAAAGAUCCACAGAAUACGAAUCAGUGCAGCGUGGAGGUGGUGAAAGAUGCCAACAAGGCAAAUGGAAAGAAACACGACACCGAACACGUCUUUGAAGCCCAAACUAUCAUGCGGUUUCUGUCCUGGCUGAGCAGUGAUUCUGGCGGAAAGCUUGGGACCACAUACAAGAUGCCAUCAGCUGCAUGGGUCGUUGACACGUUUUUGUCAUCCGAAGACAGUAAGACCGAAUUCCUUAUCGUUUCGCCUGGCAAGAUCAAUGCUGGCGAUCUCUUCACCCCAUCUUCCGGCGAACGAGGGGGUGCCCUAAUUGCCUACGGAUUCGGAAGAUCCGACGGGGUCAAGUCAAUUUCGGGAGGCCAGAACGUUGAGCGUAUUCCAGCCACUCGAGGCAACAAGAACCUUGCCUUACUGGAAAAGGAGAUCAAUAUGGCCAAGGGGAAGUGGUUUGGCAUGAACAGGGUUGCCAGUGACUACUCCAAGAUGAACACACAGUCUAUAUUCCGAACAGAAAUGCGAAGGGGUGUGGCCCCAUUUCAAUUUUUGGGCGCCAGCGACGGCCAGACGGACACCAUCUGGAAGAAAUGGGCCCGCGUUGCGAACUGGAUAGACCUUGUCAUGUACACUUUCGUUCAACAAUACAAAUGGGGUACGCGCGCUGGCGAGCCCAAAAACUCGAAGGGGGAUCCCUCGAUGCGGUCUCUUUGGGCGUACUGGAUCGAAAAGGAGCUUGGCGACAUCGAGGCCCUCGCCGCCGCCUGGGCGACACAGUCCGCAACUGUCUUCGACCAAAAGUUCCCGAAGAACAAGCGAUCCGCGGCCGAAGAGAAGUGGAUUAACGAUGCUUUCGGCACCAAUGGCUUUGCUACUGCAGCUUAG